AUGUCGAGUUCCGCGGCGAGAGCGCAGCGCCCCCAUCGGGGGAGAGCUCGCGCGCACGCGGUGUCGGUGGCGGAGGCGCAGACGGCGGAAGGCGUGUGGGAUGAGGGCAGGCAGAAAACCAUGAAGCGAUCCACGUCAUUCAUGAAGCGAUCCACGUCAGACGGCGUGACGACCUUCCGCGUCAGCAAACGUAGAGCCGUCAUGACCAGCGCCGCGGGGGAGGUGUCGGGGGAGACCGCGGGGGCGCCGGGCGCGCGGAGCAAGGGGGAUGCGGGGCGGAGCGGGCCGUGGAUGCUGGUAGGGCUGGGCAAUCCGGGGAUGAAAUACGAGGGCACACGGCACAAUGUACGUUGCCGCUGGGCGUGCAUGGGACUGGCCUGUGAGAAAUCUAAGAAGCAGAUUUUGAAAGGGGGAGAGGGGGGGAAGGGGGCUGGGAGGGGAGGAGGGGGAAAGGUGUGCCUCAGAUUUCAGCAGGGCCGUGGAGGGAGGGAGGGCAAGGGGCGCAUUGCGUAUCCCAGUGCUGCUGACCUCGUCCUCCCGUUUCCCCCUCUCUCCUUCUCACCUCCCCACCAGGUGGGCUUCGAGGUGGGCUUCGAGGUGAUGGACGCUGUAGCCAGAGCGGAGGGUAUAAGCCUGAGUGCCAUGCAGAGCAAAGCAGUGGUGGGCAAGGGGCGCAUUGCUGCGUGCCCUGUGCUGCUGGUGAAGCCGCAGACGUUUAUGAACCUCAGUGGGGAGAGUGUGAGUGAAAAAGGGGGUGGUAAGGCGGGGGGUACGAGGGCGAUAGUUACCAGCAUAUCCCUGAGUGCCGUGCAGAGCAGGGCAGUGGUGGGCAAGGGACGCAUUGCCGGGUGCCGUGUGCUGCUGGUGAAGCCACAGACGUUCAUGAACCUCAGUGGGGAGAGCGUGAGUGAUAAGGGGGGUGGGUGGGAAGGUGGUGGGGGUUUUGAUGAUACCUGA
Closterium sp. NIES-65 is the source of this 957-nucleotide messenger RNA. Lineage: Eukaryota; Viridiplantae; Streptophyta; Zygnematophyceae; Desmidiales; Closteriaceae. The record is from the annotation of a GenBank genome assembly.